AUGGUGCGGCCUGCGCCGGCGCACCGUGCGCUGCUUUCGGCCAACUUUAACCAGGACUUUAGCUGCAUCGCCGUAGGCACGCGGUCGGGGUACUCGAUUACGAACUGCGAGCCCUUUGGCAAGGUGUACUCCAAAGACGAUGGCCCGACCGGCCUGGUAGAGAUGCUCUUUUGCACGAGCCUCGUGACGACCGUGGCGCUGUCCGAUGCCAAGAACAGCACGAGCCCGCGUCACCUGCAGAUCGUGAAUACCAAGCGCGAGUCGACGAUCUGCGAGCUGUCGUUCCCGUCGACCAUCUUGAACGUGCGCCUGAACCGGCGGCGCCUGGUCGUGGUGCUCGACGCGGCGCUGUUCGUGUACGAUAUCAGUAACAUGAAGCUCUUGCAUACGAUCGACACGGGCCCGAAUCCGGACGGGCUGUGUAGCCUCUCGCCCUCGUCGGAGCGGUGCUAUGUGGCGUACACCGCGCACGUCACGUCGCCAAGUGGCGCGGAAGGCGGAGCGACCGGGAGCGUCGUGCUCUACGACCUGCUUUCGCUGAGCAUGGCCAAUGUUAUUCCCGCGCACCGUGGGCGGAUCGCGUGCCUCGCGCUGAACGCCGCAGGGACCCUGCUGGCGACCGCGAGCGAAAAGGGCACCGUGAUCCGCGUCUUUUCCGUGCCGGACGGCAAGCCUCUGUACCAGUUCCGCCGCGGCUCGUAUGCCGCGCGGGUCUAUUCCCUUACCUUUAAUGCGGCGAGCACGCUGUUGUGCGUCACGUCGGACACCGAGACGGUGCACCUGUUCAAGCUCGUCCCGAGCGCGGGGCGCGUGCCGGACGACCCAGAGAGCGCAGUGCAGCGCAAGCGCAACACGUCCUUUUUGGGCGCGUGGCGGGAGCAGUCUGUAUCGCUCAGCAAGAAUGUCGCGGGGUCCGUCGGCGGCUAUCUCCCUUCUACGCUGACCGAGAUGUGGGAGCCCCAGCGCGACUUUGCGUUCCUCAAGCUGCCCACGCCCGGCGUCCGUGCAGUUGCGGCCGUGAGCAAUACGCUUCCGCAGGUCAUGGUCCUCACCUCGGAAGGCCUCCUGUAUGUCUACGCGCUGGAUCUGGAGCGGGGCGGCGAGUGCAUCCUGACAAGACAACACUCGCUGUUGGAUAGUGCAAGCACAUAG
Messenger RNA from Malassezia japonica, 1152 nucleotides. RefSeq names its product autophagy protein (gene ATG18). The transcript is spliced from 4 exons. Lineage: Eukaryota; Fungi; Basidiomycota; Malasseziomycetes; Malasseziales; Malasseziaceae. Gene Ontology annotation, biological process: nucleophagy; protein localization to phagophore assembly site; autophagy of mitochondrion. Bases 1 to 1152 code for a protein of 383 amino acids. Gene Ontology annotation, cellular component: fungal-type vacuole membrane; cytosol; extrinsic component of membrane. The record is from RefSeq and is a predicted model, not a curated record. Gene Ontology annotation, molecular function: protein binding; phosphatidylinositol-3,5-bisphosphate binding; phosphatidylinositol-3-phosphate binding.